Messenger RNA from Linderina pennispora, 1446 nucleotides. Its product is annotated as peptidase S28. Gene Ontology annotation, biological process: proteolysis. The record is from RefSeq and is a predicted model, not a curated record. The coding region runs from base 1 to 1446 and encodes 481 amino acids. Lineage: Eukaryota; Fungi; Kickxellomycota; Kickxellomycetes; Kickxellales; Kickxellaceae. The transcript has a single exon. Gene Ontology annotation, molecular function: serine-type exopeptidase activity; dipeptidyl-peptidase activity.
AUGUGGACCGAGUCCCAGAUGGACAUGCUCGAUAGUCCGCAAGGCAGUGAGGCCAUGGGUGUUGCCGGCCGGAUGCGGUUUUCCGUAUACAAGCCCUCAGCGGUACAGAACCCCGAGCCAUUCUGGUUCAUGCAGAAGGUAGACCACACAGGGCUUAACAAUACAUUGUUCAAGCAGCGCAUCUACAUCAACACCAAGGAGUACAAAGCUGGUGGUCCCAUCUAUCUGUUCAACAGCGGCGAGACGCCUGCUUCUCCCUCAUAUCUGUAUGGAGGGGAGCCAUACCAGCUGGCCAAGAAUACCGGCGGGAUACUUGUGAUCAUGGAGCACAGAUACUAUGGCCAGUCAUACCCAGUCAGCGACAUGUCUGGGCCGAGUAUGCAGUACCUAACAGUAGAGAACUCCCUAGACGAUAUUGCCAACUUCAUCCGCAACGCGCCUGCGUUCAUCCAAGCGAGCACAGGCAUCGAAAUUGCAUCGAAUUCCAAGUGGGUGGUGACCGGCGGGUCCUACUCAGCAACACUGGCGGCAUGGGCGCGCAUGCAAUACCCAGAUCUCAUCCACGCAGCAUAUGCCAGUUCAGCGCCGGUUGUAGCACAGGUGGAUUUCUUCCAGUACGACCAGGUUGUGGGCGAGGCAUUGCCGUGUGCGAGUAAGAUCGCCGACGCCAUCGACACGCUCGACCUGAUCCUGGACAGCAAGAGCCGCACACUGAUCGACAGCUGGAAGCGUGCCAGCGGAUUGGAGCAGGUCAAGGAUGAUGUUGAUUUCGCCGGUGCCUUCAUCGACCAAAUGUCCAAUGUUGUGCAGUAUUAUGUGCCGCCGGCACCUGGCACCAAUGCACCAGACGCCAUUGCCUCCCUAUGCAGCUGGUUCGAUCGCCAGCAGUACAUUCCGUUGCAGAACCUGGCGGAUAUGACGAGCGCAUAUAUCCGCUUCAACAGCAUCGACACUGUGUCUGCGUACAGCUCGCUGGCGGGUGCACACAGCACAAACCUGGGACAAGAUGGCCGUGCGUGGUACUACCAGACAUGCACGCAGUUCGGGUUCUGGCAGACGGCUCCGCGCCCACCACAGCGCCGCCUGCGGUCAAAGUACUUGACAGCCGAGUGGCAGAGGACACCAUGCAGUGUGUUUUUCGGGGACACAGUUACCGGCGAUGUCAAUACUGACAAGAUCAAUAGCAAGUACGGCGGGCUGAAGCCAAAUGUGACGCGAGUUGUGUUCGUCAACGGCCUGCAUGACCCAUGGAGCCGCCUGUCGAUUGUCUCCGAGGCGCGGUAUGGGAAGGGGUUGACAAACACACGCGGGAACACCAUCUUAACUAUGCCGCUGGCGUCUCAUGUUACGGAUUUCUAUGUGGGCGCGAACCGGACCGAUUUCGGGGUCAAUGUUGUGCGCGAGAAGAUCCUGGAGGCGAUUAUGCAGUAUUUAGCUGAGGACUAG